Molecule: messenger RNA, 11387 nt
Organism: Wyeomyia smithii (pitcher-plant mosquito)
Lineage: Eukaryota; Metazoa; Arthropoda; Insecta; Diptera; Culicidae
Gene: Itpr
Product: inositol 1,4,5-trisphosphate receptor
Exons: 17
Coding region: 835-9840 (3001 amino acids)
Biological process (GO): calcium ion transmembrane transport
Cellular component (GO): endoplasmic reticulum; membrane
Molecular function (GO): inositol 1,4,5-trisphosphate-gated calcium channel activity; inositol 1,4,5 trisphosphate binding
Source: RefSeq, a predicted model, not a curated record
GUCAAACGGUUCGGAUGUAGUUUUCGGUUGAGUUCAGUUCGCGGUGUGGAGCUUCUCGCGCAAAGUUGUUCCAUUACUUGAUUGUACACUGUCUGUGUGAGAGGGUGGUUUCGGGGGAGACGAGAAGUGUUUUUUUUUUGUUCAACUGCUGGCUGUUGCUGUUAUUCACUGAGCGCACACGUAUUUUAUAGCCAGCAAUCGGCACGGUACGACGGAACGAGAGAGCGAAGGAGCUUUUCAGUGUGAAAUUCUUCGGAUGCGGUUAGAUUCGAGAAUGUAAUUUGCGAUUUUUAGCCAUUUUUGUUACUAAUCCAGUAGUGGUACAGUGUUGAGGUGUUAUUUCCGGUACGUGCUAUGAAUUAGCGAAGAAGCUGCUCUCACAGGAGCUACUUUUUUCUGCGAAAAGGGAGUUAAACAAUUUGGAUAGCAGUAGUAACGGUUCGAAAGCAAAGUUAGUGUCUGCGUCGCUACAAAACAACUAUCGAGUGCUAGUGUGUUCCGUGCAGCAUCGGGAAUCUUCUGCAGUCGGGACGGGAGCAGACUGAAGGUGAACGAGGUCAGGAUCAUUCGAUCGUGCAGUUUCUGCAACAACGGCAACGGCUGCUAUUUCAUUGCAAUGGAAGUUAUGAAGCCCUGCUGACCUAACCAUUCAACUUGAAGAUAUGGGUCAAUGAAGUUGAUUUAAGUUAAGAACUAGAUCAUCUUUCAAGUGUCUACUGCAUGUGAUUUUAAAGUGUACGAAAUAUUUGUGAUGUAGGUUUAGAUUUUUCGUGUUUCUGUUGUCCGUAUGUGUGUACGUACCGUGUUGGAAUCAGCAACAGUUGCACGGCCAAAAUGGUAGACAGUUCGAUGGGAUCGGUCAGCUUCCUCCAUUUGGGGGACAUCGUGUCCCUGUACUCGGAGGGAAAUGUGUGCGGUUUUCUCAGUACCUUGGGGUUGGUAGACGACCGUACCGUCGUAUGCCCGGCUGCGGGAGAUUUGAACGAUCCACCGGAGAAAUUUCGGGAUUGCCUGAUUAAGAUAUGUCCAAUGAACCGGUACUCAGCCCAGAAGCAGUUCUGGAAGGCAGCUAAGCAAAGCACAUCGGCCAACACGGAUACCAGUUUGCUCAAACGACUGCAUCACGCAGCCGAAAUCGAGAAAAAGCAGAAUGAUUCCGAAAACAAAAAACUACUAGGAACGGUAGUUCAAUAUGGCAGUGUAGUUCAGCUACUGCAUCUCAAAUCGAACAAAUAUGUUACGGUCAAUAUCAGAUUGCCGGCACUGCUGGAGAAGAACGCUAUGCGGGUGUAUCUGGAUGCGAACGGAAACGAAGGAUCCUGGUUCUACAUUAUGCCGUUUUACAAGUUGCGUUCCGCCGGUGAUAAUGUCGUUGUUAACGAUAAGGUAAUACUAAAACCGGUUAACGCGAAUCGACAGAAUCUUCAUGUAGCCGCCAAUUAUGAACUGUUGGAUAAUCCUGGCAGCAAAGAGGUGAAUGUGUUGAAUUCGUCCACCUCAUGGAAAAUAACACUAUUCAUGGAACAUCGGGAGAACCAAGAAGAUGUUUUGAAAGGUGGCGAUGUGGUAAGAUUGUUCCAUGCCGAGCAGGAGAAAUUCUUGACGAUGGACGAGUACAAAAAGCAACAGCAUGUUUUUCUACGGACUACGGGUAGAACAAGUGCUACGGCUGCCACCAGUAGUAAAGCACUAUGGGAAAUCGAAGUAGUUCAGCACGACUCAUGCCGUGGUGGUGCUGGUCAUUGGAACUCGCUGUUCCGUUUCAAACAUUUAGCAACUGGAUAUUAUUUGGCAGCGGAAAUCGAUGAUGAUAUUUCUCGUACAGAAAAAUCCAGUAACUCUAGUCAUCCUCAAGGAGACUCUUUCCGGUUGGUUUCUGUACCACAUUCCACGGAUAUUGCAUCUGUGUUUGAGCUAGACUCCACGACAAUCACACGUCCGGAAGGGCUGGUACCUCAGAACAGUUACGUGCGGAUGCGGCAUCUAUGCUCGAACACGUGGGUGCAUGCCACAUCUUCCCCCAUCGAUAUUGAUGAAGAUAAACCUGUAAUGUCCAAAGUGGGUUGUUCAGCGAUCAAAGAAGAUAAGGAAGCUUUCCAGUUAAUUCCAGUUUCUCCAGUAGAGGUGCGUGAUUUAGAUUUUGCAAAUGAUGCUUGCAAGUUGCUGUCAGCCAUGAGUACGAAGUUGGAAAAUGGAACAAUCUCUCCAAACGAACGACGUUCGCUAAUCGCACUUCUACAAGAUAUUGUAUUUUUCAUAGCUGGUCAAGAGAACGAACAGAAUAAAAGUGACGCUUUGGAUUUGACAAUCAACAACCCGAAUCGUGAUCGACAAAAGUUACUCCGUGAGCAAUACAUUCUGAAACAGUUGUUCAAAAUUUUGCAAGGUCCGUUCCAAGAAACUAAAAAUAGUGAUGGACCGUUUCUGAAGAUCGAUGAAUUGAGUGAUCCAAAGAAUACCCCUUUCAAGAACAUCUUCAGGCUUUGCUAUCGAAUUUUAAAACUCAGUCAGUCGGAUUAUCGAAAAAAUCAAGAAUAUAUUGCCAAACACUUCGGCUUGAUGCAGAAGCAAAUUGGCUAUGACAUUCUUGCGGAGGACACCAUCACUGCGUUGUUGCACAACAAUCGCAAACUGUUGGAAAAACACAUAACAGCUGCCGAAAUUGAAACCUUUGUUGGGUUGGUUCGCAAAAAUAUGAACAACUGGCAAUCGCGUUUCUUAGACUACCUUUCUGAUUUGUGUGUUUCCAACAAGAAAGCCAUCGCGGUGACACAAGAACUCAUUUGCAAAAGUGUUCUAAGUGCCAAAAACGCUGAUAUAUUGAUCGAAACAUUCAUACGAGAAGUUGACGACGAACGACUGGGUUAUCUAAAUGAUUUGGAAAGAGGAAACCACCAGUUCACGGAGAUACGAGAAGUUGAUGAAUCCCCCGAGGCGGAAGUAGAACGAGAGAGGGGAACUGCUGGGUUGACAAACGGGAGUCCCGCAAAAAAAUUGGAUGAGAAAAAACGCUACGAAGUCGUAUUGAUGUGGCAGAAUCGAACGCAAUCAAAAUCUAUGAGCCGCCUUGCCCAGGGGCUGAAGAUUGGUCGCGCCAACGAUAUUGCCAUCCUGGACUACUAUCGCCAUCAACUGAAUCUUUUCUCCAACAUGUGUCUCAACCGGCAGUAUCUGGCGUUGAAUAAUCUGUCCCCCCACCUGGACAUCGAUCUGAUACUUCGGUGCAUGUCUGAUAAAACAGUUCCGUACGAUUUGCGAGCGUCAUUCUGUCGGCUUAUGUUGCAUCUUCACGUGGACCGUGACCCACAGGAACCGGUAACGCCGGUCAAGUAUGCCCGACUGUGGUCGGAAAUUCCAUCCGUUAUGUCAAUCAACGACUACGACGUAGAGAAGCAACCGGACAGCAAUAAGGAAGCUGUUAGGGCCCGGUUUAAUAGAACCAUUGCCUUCGUCGAGGACUACCUGUGCAACAAUGUGGUUUCGAAAAUGUGGUUCGCUGACCAGGACCAGAAUAAAUUGACGUUCGAGGUGGUUAAACUUGCACGUGAUUUGAUUUACUUUGGAUUCUACAGCUUUAGUGAUUUACUUCGGCUGACGAAAACACUGUUAAACAUAUUGGAUUGUGUGUCCAACAGCGAAACAGACCGACGCGGUUUACCGACAGGACACAUUGACUCAGCUAACGAGGAGGGAGCGCAACCAGGAAAGGAAAGUACUACUAGCACUAAUGAAUUAAUGCCGAAAAAAUUGAAUCGCUCCGCUUCAACUGUGGCAGUGUUAGCCGCGGUGGAAGCUAGUAAAGUAAAGGACCGCUCCGAUAGCCUCGCGGAAGCGACCAGCGAAACCCGCCGUUUGAUACUACGUACUCUGCUGGGAAAACUGAGUACUCCGCCAUCUGAAGCGGAAGGCGGUGUGCUGCGACGCAUCGGUGACAUGGGAGCAGUCAUGACAUCCUUGACACUCGGUCCAAUAUCAACUGCUAUCGUAUCACCCAACAUCCAGCAACGGAAGUCUGUGUCACAUUACAUGAGAGAAUACCCGUUGGUAAUGGACACCAAGCUCAAAAUUAUCGAAAUUCUCCAGUUCAUAUUGGACGUCCGUUUGGAUUAUCGAAUCAGUUGUUUACUGUCUAUUUUCAAAAGGGAAUUCGAUGAAAAUGAGCAAAUAGCUAAUUCCCAAGUACAUCAGCAGCAGCAACAAACACCUGCUAGCGUUCCUGUCCGCCCGGUCGUUCCUCCGGUUCCAUCUGUCAUCACACCCACCGAUGUGACUAGUACUGAUUCCAACCCAGAAACAGUUUCAAUUACGUCCGUUUCAACUGCGGAAACUACACUGGAAUCGAUUUCCGAUGAAUCUCAGCUAACUUCGAACAAUACAGUGAAUGCAGAAAAUAAAUCGGAACAUAAACCAGAACAAAAACCCGAGCCCAGUUUAGGUCCAUCCACGCCGGAGAACAUCAAUCUGAAACAAAAAAAUAUAGACCUAGAAUCAAUCGGUACCCAAGCAGAAGGAAUUUUCGGAUGCAAUGAGGACACCUACAAUCCACUGGAUUUAGACGGUCAAGGGGGACGUACAUUUCUACGUGUUUUACUACACCUGAUCAUGCAUGAAUAUCCUUCGCUAGUGUCCGGCGCGUUGCAUCUUCUGUUUCGGCACUUCAGUCAACGGCACGAAGUGUUGCAUGCAUUUCGACAAGUUCAACUGUUGGUGUCUGAUAGUGAUGUCGAAUCGUACAAACAAAUCAAAUCUGAUUUGGACGUAUUGAGACAAAGUGUAGAAAAGUCAGAGCUGUGGGUCUACAAAUCAAAGCAAUCAGACGAACUGCAGCAAACGGGUGGUGAAUCCAGUGGUGAUCCUGGUGAGGGAUCUAAACAGGACAAGGGAGAUGGAGCUUCGGUGGGUGCGAAGGCGAAACCAUUGCUUGUCAAAAAUGAAUCUCAGCUUAACUUUGAUCAAGGACCAGAGCUGAAUGCUGAGCAAUCGAUGGAAUACAAAAAGAUUCAGCAGAUUUUGAUUCGGAUGAACAAGUUGUGUAUCACCUCAGGUCCCGGUGAUGUGGUAAAACCCAGGAAACACGAACAGCGGUUGCUGCGCAAUGUCGGAGUGCACACGGUUGUGUUAGACCUGUUACAGAUUCCUUACGACGAAAAGGAUGAUUAUCGCAUGAAUGAGCUGAUGCGACUAGCGCAUGAGUUUCUUCAAAAUUUCUGUCUUGGAAACCAACAGAAUCAAAUUUUACUUCAUAAACAGCUUGAUUUGUUCCUCAAUCCUGGGAUACUGGAAGCCGAAACAGUUUGUGCCAUCUUCAAAGACAAUCUGAAUCUGUGCAACGAAGUGAGCGAUAAAGUUGUUCAACAUUUUGUCCACUGCAUCGAAAUCCAUGGACGUCACGUGGAGUAUCUAAAAUUCCUGCAGACAAUCAUCAAAGCGGAAAACCAAUUCAUUCGCAAGUGCCAAGACAUGGUGAUGCAGGAGCUUGUUAACGCGGGAGAAGAUGUUUUAAUAUUUUACAACGAUAAAUCUUCGUUCAACUAUUUUGUGGAGCUAAUGAGAACGCACAGUAAUGGUGAACUGAGUGAUUCGAGUCCUCUGAUGUAUCACAUCGAGUUAGUGAAACUUCUGGCAUGCUGUACCAUGGGAAAGAAUGUUUAUACUGAGAUUAAAUGCAACAGCUUACUUGCAUUGGAUGACAUCGUGGCUAUGAUAUCGCACCCGAAUUGUAUUCCGGAGGUUAAGGUAGCAUACGUAGAUUUCCUAUGUCAUUGCUACAUUGACACGGAGGUGGAAGUGAAGGAAAUUUAUUCUUCCAACCAUAUGUGGUGUUUGUUUGAGAAGUCAUUCCUAAUCGAUAUAAACAACGUAGUGAAAGGUGGCAACUUCACAAACCGACAGCUGGAGAAUUAUGUUUGCAACGAGAUUAUGAAUAUUUUAACAACAUUCUUCAACAGCCAGUUCUCGGAUCAAAGUACGGCUUUGCAGAAACGGCAACUGAUCUUCGUCAAAAUCUUGCAAUCAUCCUUCAAACUAACCCAGUGCAAAUGGCUUACGCCAUCGCAGCGUUUCAACGUGGAAAACUGCAUCCGUACGCUGUCGGAGAAAGCAAAGCCACGCGGAAUCGCCAUACCGAUCGAUCUGGAGAAUCAGGUCGUCAAAAUGUUCAACAAAACGGCUCUGCUCUCACGGCAAACCAGCAAAUGGCUACUGGCCACAAAGCAGACGAAAAUCGAACGAUCUCAGUCGCAAAUUAUGCGCAUGGAUCGCAGUAUUAUCGAGGGGCUGCAGGAUAUUGUAUCUCUACUGGAGGAUAAGCUUAAACCGCUGGUCGAAGCGGAGCAGUCACUACUGGUAGACAUUUUAUAUCGGUCGGAAUUGCUGUUUCCACCAAACACAGAAUCCAGAAAAAAAUGUGAAACCGGAGAGUUUAUCCAGCACCUAAUAAAACAUACAGAGAAAUUACUAGAAGAAAAGGAGGAAAAACUGUGCGUAAAGAUCCUUAAAACAUUAAAAGAGAUGAUGACCAUUGACUGUGAUUAUGGUGAUAAAGGUGAUCACUUACGUAAUAUACUUUUGAAGCGCUAUUUUGGGCAUGAUUUCACGCAGCCGGCUCUACCAGGAGCUGCGGGUGGUGAUCUUCAAAAAACAGGCUCUCAACACAUGCCGCAUCAAACAGCACCUCCGGGGCUGCCAGUAGCUACAGUGUCGCAUGGUCCAGGAGCAAAAUACCUCAUUCGAGCAGGUCGAACGUUACAUGAAGUCCAAAAUGACCUGGACAAGGAGGGAGCAAGUGAUCUGGUGAUCGAAUUAGUAAUCAAGUCCAUUACCUCUUCUUCAAUUUUUGUUGAGGCAAUCGAGUUGGGUAUAGCAUUGCUGGAAGGUGGUAAUCCUAUCAUUCAAAAGGGAAUGUACAACAAAUUUCUCAGUAAUGAUUUGAGUCAGUCAUUUUUCAAAGUGUUUUUCGAUAAAAUGAAGGAUUCCCAGCAAGAGAUUAAAUCCACUGUGUCAGUUAAUACAUCCGAUAUGGCGGCCAGUAAGGCCAACGAGAGCAAAUCAGAUGGCAAGGAUUAUGAUAAAAUUCAGCGCAAAAACGUCAACAAAGUUAACGGGAUAGUUAUAACAGAUGAAUUCAAAGAGGAACUACAAAAUGCGGCACUAAUGACUCAGCAAUCAUUCAUAAAUGCAAGAAAUCUAGCUGCUGCAUCCGAUGGAACCAGCUCAGAGAAUGGAGACGAUAGCGCUCUGAUGAGCAUAGGGUCUUCCGCGCUUGAAGAUAUAUUGGCAGAAAAACUGGAAAAGCACAAAGACAAAGAUGAGAAUAAUAAGCUGUCGAAUAAAGUACUAGUAAUGCAACCAAUCCUUCGGUUCCUGCAACUACUAUGCGAGAAUCAUAAUCCUGAAUUGCAAAAUCUAUUACGAAACCAAAACAAUAAAACAAACUAUAAUCUCGUCUCAGAGACCUUAAUGUUCCUUGACUGUAUAUGCGGAUCUACUACCGGCGGUCUCGGAUUGCUGGGCCUAUACAUAAACGAAAAUAACGUUUCUCUAAUCAACCAGACCCUGGAAACACUAACAGAGUACUGCCAGGGUCCCUGCCAUGACAAUCAAAAUUGUAUUGCAACGCACGAAUCCAAUGGAUUGGAUAUCAUCACCGCAUUAAUAUUAAAUGACAUUAACCCACUAGGUAAGAAUAGAAUGGAUCUCGUAUUGGAGUUGAAAAAUAACGCCUCCAAGCUACUACUGGCUAUCAUGGAGUCCCGAGGGGAUACCGAAAAUGCUGAACGCAUUCUGGCUAAUAUGAAUCCUAAGCAGUUAAUAGAUGUGGCUUGUCGUGCUUACCAUCAGGACGAAAAUAUUCUACUUUUGUUGAAUCAAGGCGACGGGAGCAGCGAGGAUACCUACAACGCCAAGCAUGAGCUUGGGGAAGAUCAAAAUGAUGAUGAUGACGUUGGAGUUUCACCGAAGGAAGUUGGCCAUAACAUUUACAUUCUGUGUCAUCAAUUAGCUCAGCACAAUAAAGAAUUGGCUAAUCUUCUUAAAAUCGAUACGUAUAACAACGCUUCAAACAAUAACAAUAGUAGUAACAGUAGUAGUGGCAGUGUCGCCCCUCCAUUCACAACAAGCCCAUCAAAAUCCAGCACCAAAACGAAUCAGGCCUUGCUUUACUAUCAAACGCAUACGGCGCAAAUUGAAAUUGUCCGGCACGAUCGCACGCUAGAGCAAAUAGUUUUUCCAAUUCCGGAAAUCUGUGAGUACCUGACCAAAGACACGAAGGUGCGAGUACUAAAUACGGCGGAACGCGAUGAUCAGGGCAGUAAGGUGGCCGACUUCUUUGACCGGCACGAAGCAAUGUUCAAUGAAAUGAAAUGGCAGAAGAAACUUCGCGGACAGCCAGCCCUUUUCUGGGUCAGUAGUUAUAUGUCCUUGUGGAGUAAUAUUCUGUUCAACAUGGCUGUACUUAUGAAUCUGAUAGUAGCGUUUUUCUAUCCGUUUGAGAAUGGUGUACCUGAACUCAGCUUCCAUCUAUCGUCUCUGAUCUGGAUCGUAAUACUGGUGUCAAUGGUUAUAGUUGUAACACUUCCCCGUAAGUCUGGCAUACGAACAUUGGUGGUAGCUCUAAUACUGCGGCUGAUUUUUUCCUGUGGGCCAGAACCCACUGUUUGGCUGCUUGGUUGCGUUACCGUUAUCAUGAAAGGUGUCCACAUUAUAAGUCUUAUGGGCAACUACGGAACUCUGGAAAAACACCUGUUUUCAAUCAUAACGGACGCUGAACUGCUCUAUCACUUCGGUUAUCUUUGGUUCUGUGUGUUCGGAGUGCUAUUACAUCCGUUCUUUUUCUCGAUACUGUUAUUCGAUGUGGUAUACCGGGAAGAAACCCUACUGAACGUAAUUCGUUCCGUGACUCGAAAUGGUCGGUCGAUCAUUUUGACAGCCGUCCUUGCUCUGAUACUGGUGUACAUGUUCUCGAUAAUCGGUUACAUGUUUUUCCGUGAUGAUUUUCUUGUUCCCGUGGAUCAGGAUUUCGUUGCAGCCGAAACUGAAGCAGCUAUUGACUGUGUAGUACCCUCACGGAGUCGGAUGCUUCCGGAAGACUUGGAGAGUGGUGAAGAAUACUGCACCCAAGCGAUACAGAAAGUGAAUGACGGUGGCCCGGAAGAAGUCAAAGAGCGUGGUUGUGAUUCGAUGGUUAUGUGUAUUAUUACAACACUCAACCAAGGUCUUCGUAAUGGUGGCGGUAUCGGAGAUAUUCUACGAGCUCCAAGUCGAAAGGAAACACUUUUCGUACCACGAGUUGUGUACGAUUUGCUCUUCUUCUUCAUCGUCAUCAUUAUUGUGUUGAAUCUAAUCUUCGGUGUUAUCAUCGAUACAUUCGCGGAUUUGAGAAGUGAAAAACAACAAAAAGAACUGAUUCUGAAAAAUACAUGCUUUAUAUGCGGAUUAAAUCGAUCGGCCUUCGAUAACAAGACGGUAAGCUUUGAGGAGCAUAUAAAAAAUGAGCACAACAUGUGGCACUAUCUGUAUUUCAUUGUGCUGGUCAAAGUGAAAGACCCCACAGAGUUCACCGGGCCGGAGAGCUAUGUGCAUGCAAUGGUUAAGGCAAAUAUCCAGGAUUGGUUCCCCCGAUUACGUGCAAUGUCAUUAGCAGCUGUUGAUGGCGAUGGAGAACAGAUAGAGCUAAGAAGUCUUAAGACACUUCUAGAGACGAACCAUGUAGCCGUUAGAGAACUGACAGCACAAAUCAUGGAGCUGGAGAAUAAGAUGACCGAACAAAGAAAGCAACGUCAAAGGCAUGCUUUGCUGAAUCCGACCACUUCAACGUCGUACCAGUUUUACCCCCAACUGUGAUGCUCUUCAUCGGAACUUCUGCAACCGAAACAAAAGUAACACGCCUAAACGCCUUCCCGGGCUAGGAUUUUAUUGCAUGUAAACUAGGUAUACUGUUAUUUUUCAUCAUUCUUCGGAACCCAAAAUUGUGAAAAUCAAAUUUUUAUAAUUGCUCGUGCACGAUAAUUACAUUAUUUCGCACUUUUGUAUGAUGUUGAAAAAAGCUCAAACUUCGAAAAUGUACUUGAUGUUAUUUUAUGUAAAUUCUGUUAGAAAUACAAGGCAUAACUGAGUCCAAUCAUUUGUUCGAGUUAGAAGAAUCUCGCGACAGUAAAAAACACACAACGGCACAAAGAGUUAUUUGUUGUCGAAUAGAUAAUACUAAAUCAAUUGCUCAGUUGCGGUAGGAAUAUUAUCAUCUGAUUAACAAUCAUUUUAUCAAACAGAUGUAAUUAUGUCCACCAUAAACAUGAACUUAAAUCAAAAUGUAUCUAAAGUUUGAUUCCUAUUUGAAGAUUUAUAACUUAGGUCGUAGAAUAGUAAUGAAACCUACAGGCGAACUUAAUCAAUGACUUCUUCAAACCUUCAGACUGUAUUUUACCAACGAAAAUUUUGUCGAGUUUAUUGUUAUUCUUACUAUCUUUUAACUAGCUUACAGUACACUCGCCAAUCUUGGAGGAGUUUACCGAGAAUCAUAGAUUUUCGCCGACAAUUUGUCUCAGACUGUUUUUAUACGUUAACUUGCUUUCUAUAUUCUCUGUUAAAUUCUAAAUUGCUCUAGCUCCAUGUGAUAUUUUUUUGAUAAUCUACGUUUGUGACACUCAUAACCACGGCUUUCAAUUCUCUAUUCUAUUUCCAACAUGUUACAGUUUUGUUCUUGAUUUUUUUUCUUUUUUUUUCGGGGCAUCUAACACCUUUUACAGUGAUAGUAAUAAUUUUGUCCAGCAGGGGCGAAAUUUAGGUUAACGUAUAACGUGUAAACUGUGUCCAUCGAAUCGUAAUCAAAAAGCGCUCCUUAUGAGAGUAACUAUUUCUAAUAUUAUAGGUGUAUCCACCUACCGGAUUAGAUCAUUCUAUUGAUUAGUUAUAAUAAUAAUAUUUAUAAGAGGAUCACGUACUAACAAUAUUGAGUAGCAGUACUAGAACAAAGAAUUCUAAAUUCACCAUAGCUCUGAUGUUGUUACUGUUGAAGUCAAUUUUAUUGUCUAAACCAUUUUCUGGUAGUCGUUUAAUGAAUAAGCAAGUCAGUUGCGCAAAACAAAAGGUUCUCUAUCAGUUGAAAUAUUUAUAUAUAUACCAAAAUAAUGCUCUACUUACCACGUAGAUGGAAUGCCCGAACUCGCAAAUGAGUUCCAUAUUGAUUUUAAUUCGAUCAAUUUCAACUUCUACGAUUUGCUCUAAAAAUUGCAUUGUCCAGGUAAAGCUAAUUAAAAUCAAAUUUGAUUGAAUUUCUAUCAAUAUGGUAACUUUUGUUGUAGAUGGUAAUGCGAAUAGUGGCAACGAAUAUCACGUUGAUGAUGCAACCUCAGAAAGCACUAUAGAUGAAUAAAUUUUGUUAAAACCUGAAA